Molecule: messenger RNA, 2915 nt
Organism: Haliaeetus leucocephalus (bald eagle)
Lineage: Eukaryota; Metazoa; Chordata; Aves; Accipitriformes; Accipitridae
Gene: DLL4
Product: delta-like 4 (Drosophila)
Exons: 10
Coding region: 1-2025 (674 amino acids)
Biological process (GO): heterophilic cell-cell adhesion; Notch signaling pathway; multicellular organism development
Cellular component (GO): plasma membrane; protein-containing complex
Molecular function (GO): calcium ion binding
Source: RefSeq, a predicted model, not a curated record
AUGACAGCCUUGCGCAUCUUUGGCUUGACGUUUCUGUUAGUGAUUUUGCAGCAGAGGGUGUCCGGCUCUGGCGUCUUCCAGCUGGAGCUGCAGGAAUUCGUGAACAGCCACGGGUCUCUGGCCAGCGGGAAGCCCUGCUCCCCCCACUGCAGGACCUUCUUUCGCGUUUGUUUGAAGCAUUUUCAGGCAGUGGUCUCCCCGGGCUCCUGCACUUUCGGCAGCAUCAUCACCCCCGUUCUGGGAAUAAACUCCUUCAGCAUCAAGGAUACGGAGAGAUUUGACAGCCCCAUUAAGUUGCCCUUUAACUUCACGUGGCCGGUGAGAUUCCACUUUAAACCCGAUGGCGAUGGCUCCCGGCCUCUUUCGGAGGACUGGCUCAUCAGCCAGAUGUCGAUCCAGCGGUCGCUGUCGGUGGGCGAGAACUGGUCGCAGGACGUGCAGAGCGGCCCCCUCACCCAGCUGCGUUACUCCUACCGGGUGGUCUGCAGCGAGAACUACUACGGCGAGAGCUGCUCCCGCCUCUGCAAACGCCGCGACGACCGCUUCGGACACUACGUUUGCGAGGCGGACGGCACCUUGGCCUGCCUGCCCGGUUGGACCGGCGAGUACUGCACCGAGCCCAUCUGUCUGUCUGGAUGUACCGAACAGAACGGAUAUUGCAACAAGCCUGGAGAGUGCAUCUGUCGUCCCGGCUGGCAAGGCCGCUACUGUGAUGAAUGCAUUCCCCAUAUAGGCUGCCGCCACGGGACUUGUAAAACACAAUGGCAGUGCAUAUGUGAUGAAGGAUGGGGUGGCCUCUUCUGUGAUCAAGACCUGAACUACUGCACUCAUCACAGACCAUGCAAAAACGGAGCAACUUGCAUGAACACUGGCCAGGGCAGCUAUACGUGUUCAUGCAAACCUGGCUUUACCGGUGUUGACUGCGAACACGAGAUCAGCGAGUGUGACAGCAAUCCCUGCAGGAAUGGCGGUAGUUGCACGGAUAUGGAGAACGGUUAUCACUGCCUGUGCCCCCCUGGCUACUAUGGCACUCACUGUGAGCACAGCGCUUUGACGUGUAUAGAUUCUCCGUGCUUUAACGGUGGCACGUGCUUGGAAAAAGAACAAGGGGCCAGCUACACUUGCGUUUGCCCUUUCGGCUUCACAGGGUCAAACUGUGAAAAAAAAGUAGACAGGUGCACAAGCAACCCGUGUGCAAAUGAUGGUAAUUGCUUUUACCUUGGUCAGAUCCGUGUGUGUCGUUGUCGGGCUGGUUUCUCUGGUCAGAAAUGUGAGAUAAACAUCAACGAUUGUGCCAGAAACCCAUGUUCCAAUGGGGGAACUUGUCAUGACCUGAUCAACGAUUACACCUGCACGUGCUUGCCAGGCUACAGUGGCAGGAACUGUGACAUCAAAACCAGAGAUGAAUGUGCUUCUGGGCCAUGUGAGAAUGGAGGCACAUGCUACAGCGGACUUUAUAGUGCCAACUUUGUCUGCUACUGUCCUUCUGGCUUCAUGGGCAACCGUUGCGAAUUGCCAGUUUAUUCAGUGCCCGUUACGCUUCCUCCUAAACCAGUCCCCUGGAUUGCUAUAUCCAUGGGGGUGGGGCUGGUGGCUUUGCUCAUACUGUUCUGCAUGAUAGCAAUGGUCAUCAGGCAGAUGAGGAUGCACCCAGAGCAGGACUUGGAGACAAUGAACAACCUGUCUGACUUCCAGAAAGACAAUCUCAUUCCAGCUUCCCAGCUCAAAAACACCAAUAAAAAUAAAGACCUUGAAGUGGACUGUGGGCUAGAGAAGUCAAACUACAAACCCAAGAAUCAUAAACUGGACUACAAUCUGGUAAAAGAUCUGACAAGUAGAGGGACACAGGAAGAGAAAUAUUACAAAAGUGAAAAGUGUUUAGGAGAAAAGUCUCCCCUCCGACUACAUAGUGAAAAGCCAGAAUGUAGGAUAUCAGCGAUAUGCUCUCCGAGGGAUUCAAUGUACCAGUCCGUUUUUGUGAUAACAGAAGAAAGGAAUGAGUGCAUCAUAGCCACAGAGGUAUAAGACUGAAGAUCAGCCCAUUUGCACCUCAGAUUUGGUAAUGCCAGUAGAUGGACGUUCCUGCUGCAUUGUUUACAAUUCAGAACUGGAUUGGACUGUUUUUAAUUACAUGCAACUUGCUGCUCUCAGGCGGAGGAUGGAACUGGGUGAACUGGACAGACUGUGAAUUUACUGAAAGAUGCAAUACACCUUUUUGUUCUUACUGCCCUUGUUUGAAAUUUGAUACCAGAAAUCUCAUUGGCUAUAGAAGAGGGGAGGCAGAGGGAAGAGAGAGGGGUUAAAAAUGUUGUCGUUUUAAUUUGUUUUUAAAAGAUACUGAGGCCAGUUCCUCAUGGACAGACCCCCUGGCUUUCCAGAACUCUGGUUAUGGGAGGUGCCGGUAGAUGAGGAGGCACUUAACUAUCACAGAUGUUGCCAUGGAAGGUGUGAAGAAAGACACAUUGCUAUGCAGAUAAUGGAUACAGUAUAAACGAGGUCUCCAUUUUUUUCUGGGUUUAAAAGUGCCUAAAAUGUGUCAAGAGAAUCUAACAAGCCCAAACAGAGACUUGGCUGCUCUUUUUGCAGUUACCUGAACAGUAUUGGGCAGGGGUGGUUGAUACUUCCUGCUACACAUCUAUUUGCAUCUCCUCUCUCCUGCUGCAAAUACUGGAGACUGUCUAAGGGGUGAGAGGAGGAAGGAAAGAGGAAUACGGAAUUUACAUGUCAUCUCAUUUGGUGAUGCUUUGGAGAACUGAUUGGCCCAAGCCACAAUAUGGGACAGGAUUUUUGUGGAUUUAAACAUUCGAGAAGGAAAAGUUGUGAUGAGGAAUGUGUAUUGCCUCUUCCCCAUUGAUAAGGAGGAGGUGUGAUCCCAGCUCUAUUUAAAGCCUUAUAAAUGCGUUUAAAAUCAAUCA